GGAGGUUUUGUGCGCGUUUACAACUAUCUAACUAUCUUCAUCUGUCGAAAGUUGCAGGGUUGCAAACGGAUAGUCUCUCCUCAAUGACAUGUGGAGAAAGAGCGUGUGUGAGGGGUGUAAUGAACUCAUUCGGGACAGGUACAUGCUCCGCGUGCAGGACGGGCUGUGGCACGAGCGCUGCCUGCACUGCGCAUCAUGUCGCGAGCCUCUGAAAGACACCUGCUUCCUCCGAAAUAAGACACUCUACUGCAAGCGAGACUACCAGAAAUUGUUUUUAGUACGGUGCAAGGGCUGCGCAGAGAUCAUCUCUCCGGCCGAGCUGGUGAUGCACGCAGGCCCUGCGGUUUUCCACCUGCGGUGUUUCUGCUGCUGUGUGUGUGCCUGCAGGCUGCAGAAGGGAGACCGAUGUGUGCUUACAGGGGACAGGCUUUUCUGUGCCAGAGACUAUCACAACCAAAUGGCCAGCCCAACCACCUCCGACUCAGGUAAAAGUGAAGAUGUUGAGGAGGAGGAGGAUGAUGAUGAUGAAGACAACAUUAGGACUGCAGGGGAGUCUAACACAAUAGGAGACGUGGAACACAAGAGGCCUAAAAGGCCUCGUACAAUCCUUACAACACAGCAGAGACGUGCUUUCAAAGCUUCUUUUGAGGUCUCAUCCAAACCAUGUCGAAAGGUAAGGGAGACGCUGGCAGCAGAGACAGGAUUGAGCGUACGAGUCGUUCAGGUCUGGUUCCAGAACCAAAGAGCCAAGAUGAAAAAACUGGCAAGAAGACAACAGCAGCAGAAGCAAAGCCUGUCCUCUCAGGAGAAAAGGGAUAGCCAAUCACAACACACUGCGCCUUCUUGUGGAGGUAUGCCUGCCGAGCUGGAGUGCGCAGGUUCAUAUUCACUUACCCAGCAGAAUAUCAGUCUAGACUCACAGAGCUUCGAGCUGGACCCCUUCAGACAGGGGCUUACCCCUCCUCAAAUGCCUGGAGACCAUAUGCAUCCCUAUGGUUGUGACACAAUCUAUGAUGAUACAAACAGUGACCUGUGUCAUUUUGGAGACUGCAUGUCGUCGAGUGAACCCUCACUUUUAACACCGAUUGACCGAUUGUAUUCAAUGCAAGAUUCUUAUUUUGCCUCUUGAGUGUCAUUCAGACAGCUCAGGAAAGAUUUAUGGGGAGAGAGUGCAAGUGUACUAUGUAUGCUUCUGCGUGUAUUCUGCUUAUGCAUGUUUUAAGGUUUUGACUGGCGACAAUGGAAAUGUACUGUGAUGAAAAUGUUCUUUGUGUAAUUUGUAUUUAUUGUUUUAUGUGUGUAAUCUGGACUGAAUUACAAUA
Messenger RNA from Pimephales promelas (fathead minnow), 1322 nucleotides. RefSeq names its product LIM homeobox transcription factor 1, alpha (gene lmx1a). Gene Ontology annotation, cellular component: nucleus. Gene Ontology annotation, molecular function: RNA polymerase II transcription regulatory region sequence-specific DNA binding; DNA-binding transcription factor activity, RNA polymerase II-specific. The record is from RefSeq and is a predicted model, not a curated record. NCBI's taxonomy places the organism in Eukaryota, Metazoa, Chordata, Actinopteri, Cypriniformes, Leuciscidae. Gene Ontology annotation, biological process: regulation of transcription by RNA polymerase II; neuron differentiation.